AGUGAGAAAGAAAAACAAUGUAGAGAGAGAAACCCACGUACGUACGUAGAGCGAGAGAGGGAGAGAAAUGAGUGGCAGUAUCAACAAGAGGGUGCGUUGCAUUGAAGUGGAUGAGGAGGUGGAGGGGGGGCGGUGGGAGGGGCUGAAUCCGGAGGUGCUUGCGGUGAUAUUCGUGAGGUUGCCGGCGGAGGAGCGGCUGCGGACGGUGGCGCUGGUGUGUAAGUCGUGGCUGGAGACGGUAGCCGGGCCCUACUGCUGGACCGAGAUAGACAUAGAGCAGUGGUGCCGACGGUGUAACCGACUCGAGAUCAUCGAUUUGGCGGUUAGGAAGCUGGUCCGUCGCAGCAAAGGCACCUUCAGGCUCCUGUCGGCGUACAAGCUCGGCGACGGCGCUUUCUUCUUCCUCGCCAACUGUGGGAAAUCUCUCAAAGUCCUCCAAAUUCCCAUGAGUGAAGUCACCGAUAAGAUGGUACAGAAGCAUGCUGAAUCCCUUCCCAAUAUCAGUGUCUUGGACAUUAGCUACUGUUUGAAGAUCACAUCCAAAGGACUUGAAUCCUUCGGAAAGCAAUGUAAAUUCCUGACUCACUUGAAAAGGAACAUGCCUCCUCCAGAAUGGGAGAGGCCUGCACCAGGUUCGGCUUCUAGCAGGGUGGACGAUACAGAGGCAAUGAUCAUAGCCGAUACAAUGACUGGGCUCCAUCAACUCGAACUCUGUUUUGGGCGGUUUGGUGACCGCGGGCUUCAUGCUCUCCUUACCCAUUGUGAGAAACUCUCCCAUCUUGAUAUUCAAGGGUGUUGGAAUCUGGAGUUGGAGGGGGGUCUUGAAGAGAAGUGCGAGCAACUUGCAGUAUACAGGAGCCCUUGGCUUGAUUACGACGAGGAUGCGGUUCAUUCAGACUCUAGUGAUGAAUCAUCCUCGGAUUCUAUAUCGUAGAUGGAUGGAUACAUGCUGUGAUUUGGGUAUUUUGGUAUAGACACAACAGUCAAUAGAUAUAUAGUCUCAGGUUUGCUACAGAUAUUAUAGUAACUGGUGGAUUUUGGGUAUACCAUUGUAAGAAAAUGGACCCACUUGGAACUGGCUAUGUGAAGCUUGGUUUUGUCCUUUUUGUUGUUGAAAGGGAAGAAGAUAGAAAGAUAGUAAUAGAUAGAUAGGAUGAAAAGUGGUCUGCUUUUGUUGCUGUCCAACCUGUGUCAUGCUUUCUUGGCUGCAUUUGAGAAAACUCAAAAUGUUGGAGGGUUGAUUUUUUAUGCUAGAAGAGAAACAUGGAUUU
Messenger RNA from Rhododendron vialii, 1271 nucleotides. Its product is annotated as F-box protein FBW2-like. The transcript has 2 exons. The record is from RefSeq and is a predicted model, not a curated record. Gene Ontology annotation, molecular function: protein binding. Lineage: Eukaryota; Viridiplantae; Streptophyta; Magnoliopsida; Ericales; Ericaceae. Bases 68 to 934 code for a protein of 288 amino acids.